CAUAUAUGGCGGGUAAUUGAGAAAAAUACAUAUUUGAUAGUAUUGUAUACUACACAGCAAAACAACCUAGUCCCUGUCCAGGUAGAGAGAAACAGUUUAAAUUUGAAGACAUGAAACGGUGUUGUAUUUAGUAUUAUAUGGAUUCUCUUGAACACAAAAUGAACUGAAAACGGUGCAGAAAAAGCAAAGAUCAUGAUCAUAAAUCAAGGGAAUCACAGAAAAUUAUCUGGAAGACAAUGGAAUUGAAAGAGAAAGUAUGGAAUAAAGGUGAAGAAUGCUCUGCCCUUUACCAAGGUGAUGGAAAUUUUUACCCAGGAUUCAUCUUGAAAAUUAUCAGAUCACCUGGACUGAAAGCAAUUGUACAGUUUGAUGGCUAUUCAAAGGAAGAAGCUGAAACAGUUGACAUAACACAGAUAAAACCAAUUCAAAGAAAACAAAAAGAAAAAUCAGAUUUAAUACUGGUAUCUGAGGAGAAGGGUGAUGGUUUGUUCAAACCUCUGUGUGGUAAAGAAGAAGACAAAUAUCUUGAGAGUAAAUACAGAGACCUGAGUGAUGAUGAGAGUGAUGUCAGUUCUAGUGCUAGUAUCCUUAAAACACCAUGGAGAAAGGGUGUGGUUGCCACAGGGGGUCAGUCCAUCAAUCAUAAAAAUACAUCAGUUAGAGGGAGGAGAAGCAAAGUUAAAUCUGUAAAUAGUGAGAGGAAAAAUACAGACAAAUCACAAAUUGAUAAAAAACAGAGAAAUAUUACAGAAAAUGACUCUGUACAUUUGGAGCUGAGUAAGGAUACAUUUGACUCACAGAAACCAUCCACUUCUAGAACAGCCCUCAGACAUACCAGAAAACCUAUAUAUUUAAGUGAUUCUUCAGAUGACUCAUUUAAUGAUAGAAAAACUUCAAGGCCAGAUAGCAGCAAGUUGAAUGAAGACCAUAAAAACAAAUCUGACACCAAACCAAGCCUGAAGAAAUGUAGAAAUACUUCUACAGAUUCUACAGAGGAAAACUCAGAUUUUAAAAAUGAGGGUUUUGAUGAUUAUGAUUUGGAGAAGCCCAAGUUUAAGUUUACACCAUCAGCUGCCAAGGUCCCGUACAAAUUAUCAGGACCAGAUGAAAUGCCUGUAAUACAGAUACCUGCAACAAUCAAUCGUUAUUUGAGAGACUAUCAGAGGAUGGGGAUACAGUUUAUGUAUAAUCAUUACAAAAAUGGUCAGGGAUGUAUACUAGGAGACGACAUGGGUCUUGGUAAAACUGUUCAGGUGAUUGGAUUUACAUCUGCCUUAAUGAGAAAGCAUGGAAAUAGAAUAGAUAUGCUGAAACAUAAACCAAAGUUUAUUAGACAGAUGUCAGACAACAAGAAGAAUCUUGAGGAUGACGAGACUGCCCCUAUGGACCCAUUCCUUAUUAUAGGACCAGGAAGUGUAUUGUAUAAUUGGAUGGAUGAACUUGAAACAUGGGGAUACUUUACUGUUGGGAAGUUUCAUGGAACAGACAAAGAGCAGUGCUUUGCAGACACAAAGAAAGGAAAGCAUGAAAUUGUUAUUACAACAUAUGAAACAUACAGAGACAACCAGGAAUUGUUAAAUUCUAUCAAUUGGUCAGCUGUUAUUGUUGAUGAAGUUCACAAGAUAAAGGGUCAGCAAGCACAAAUUACCCAAGCGCUGAAAGCCAUCAACACUGACCUAAGAUUUGGUCUAACAGGCACUGCACUUCAGAAUGACAUGUUAGAGCUUUGGUGUAUUUUAGAUUGGGCUCAACCAAAUUGUCUAGGAGAUCCUGAAGAAUUUAAGUACAAUUAUGUUGAACCAAUAAAACAAGGACAGAAAAUUGAUGCAACCAAAAGACAAUUAGCUGAAGCCAGAAAAUUGAAAGAAAAAUUUUCAGCUAUCAGAAAUAAGAUGUUGUUGAGGAGGACGAAAAUGUUGAUAUCAGAUCAGCUGCCAACAAAAGAUGACAAUGUUGUGUAUUGUCGUUUGACACCCUUCCAGGAAGCUGUCUAUAAAUGUCUACUGCAACAUCCACUUAUGAACACUGUAAUGAAGAUGGACAAACCAUGUGACUGUGGAAGUGGACAUAUAACAGGGACAUGUUGUAAUAAACUUAAAGAAUUUAAAGUUUCAUUUAGAGAAGUGAUGUUUACAUUUCUGAGCCUCUUUUUGAAAGUUGGUAACCAUGUUGCAUUGAUGAUACCAGCCAGAACCUCAGAAGAUAACCUAAAACCUUUAACAAAACACAUACUUCAACAAGUGUAUGAACAGUUUCCACAGUACUUCACUGACAGCAAAGAAGCUUCAUUUAGAACAUUAUCAGAUCCAAAAUAUUGUGGAAAAAUGAAGGUAUUGAAAGGAUUACUGUCUGUAUUCUACAAAGACCACAGUAAAGUGUUAGUCUUCUCCUACAGUACAAGGGUACUAGACAUAUUUGAGCAGUAUCUGAUGACAACGGAAUAUGAAUAUAGAAGACUAGAUGGCAGCACUAGUAUGAAGAAAAGAAUGGCUUUAGUACGUGAAUUUAACAGAGAUCCUAACAUCUUUAUCUUCCUAAUCUGUACCAGGGCAGGAGGACUUGGAUUAAAUUUGACUGGUGCUAAUAGAGUUGUUAUAUUUGAUCCUAACUGGAAUCCUACCCAUGAUCUUCAGGCACAGGACAGAGCAUACAGAAUAGGUCAGAGAAGAAAUGUAAAAGUAUACAGACUUAUCUCCGCAGGAACUAUUGAAGAAAACAUGUACCUAAGACAAAUUUAUAAACAGCAACUAGACAGUGUUGCUAUACAGAAUGAGAAUGCCAACAGAUACUUUAAAGGGAUAGCGGGUGACAGAGCUCAUCAAGGUGAAUUGUUUGGUGUCAAGAAUAUGUUCCAGUUCAGGACAGGGGAUAAGUGUCUCACAUUAGAUAUCCUAAAUGAGAAUGAGAGAGUUGAAACUGAAUUAGUUGGAUUUACUGUGUCUAAAUAUAUAUCUAAUGAUGAUGAACAAAGAGAAGAUAACUCUGAAGAGUCAGAAGAAGACCCAGAUACAACUAAUGAAGAGAUAGAAGAUCAAAUGGAUAAUUCACUACUCAAAUUAUUUGGUAUAACUGACAGAGAUGACUUUGAUAUAAACAGUAUAGAAGAUAGUGAUGAUGAACAUUAUAUAGGAGAUGUUGAUUCUCAGGACUCGCAUAGAUCUGCACAGAGUAAUACUGCAACCAGGAAGAAAGAAACUCCAAAUAAUACAGGAAGUAAAAGGACAAGUAACAGGAAAACCUCAACACCUGCUAAGUCUUCAAGUUCAUUGUCUAAACAAGGCAAAACGUCUGCACCAGAAAGAUCAAAGCUUAAAAAGUCAUCCUCUUCAUUUUCUUCAGUGUCAGAUGUUUUUGAUCAGUGUGGUGUUGUGCAUGUUCAUGAAAAUCGUCAGUUGGUAGGUGGCAGCAAGGCUGAGGAUCACAUGACAAAGUGUGCCAUACAGGAUGUGUAUGAAUUGCACCAGAACUCACAGAUACCUGCUGGGUAUUGUGAACCUAUGUCGGAGUCUGAUGACAGUGGGAUUACUGAACCUACUCCUGUAAAGUCUAGAGGUAGGAAGUCCUCAAAACCAGAUCACAAUACACCUACAUCAGUUGUCAUAGGAACCAGUAGAGUAUUAAUUGGACAAACUCCAAAAACUAUCAGAUUAAAACAGUUUGAAGAAAUAACCCAGUUCUUUGACAGUGUUUCAGCUGUUGAAUUAUCAGAAAGGAUUUUGUUAGGGUCUACACAAUCCAGAUUAAAAUUGCUGAAAGAUUUUUACACCAAGGAUAAACCUGAUUUUUCUCAGAUAUUUAGCACAGUUAAACAUGAUGGUGAUCAAAAUGAUACAUCACUUGGAUCAGGGUUGACUAGUACAAAAAAGACAACUAAUCCAGACAUAAAAAGAAAGAGGCGAGUAAGACGCAAGGAAAAUGAAACUCUGGGUAUUUCAUUUCUCGACUUUCCUGAUAGCGAAUCCCAAAAAUUAGAAUCUAAAAGUAGGAUUGAAAGUGAUGGAAGUCAGACAGAAAGUUUAGAUAUUGGAAUACCUUCUACCUCAUUUGCUCGUAGGAAGCCUUCGCCAUCCAAGAAACCUACUAAAGGUAGAUCAAAGAAUAGUGUGCAGAAAAAUAAACAUAAAGACAUCAAGGAUACUUGUUCUGUUUUUACUGUUGAUGAAUUUACAGAAGAGAAAACUGUUGUUAUUACUUCAGAUAAUCACUCAGAUGAUAUUGAAGAAUUAUUACAUAAAAUUGGACAUCAAGCUGAUGCAAAAAUCUCAGUAAAAGAAGAAAAUCAAAAGGAAAGGGGAGAUAAUUUGUCCAUCUUAGAUGAUAUAUUUUCGUCCCCAGAAAAAUCAACUCAAAAACGAAAAAAGCCCCCCAAAAAGAACAAAAAGUCAGGAAAAGUAGAAAACAUUGACUUUGAUUCAUUAACAGAAACAAGCAUUACAGAGGAUGAAGAUUAUCAUUUUGCUGACGUAAGCACUUUAAAAGACGAUGGGAUUGAUGUUUUCACUGACCCUGUUAAAUGGAAAAGUCUUAAAAGACAUCAGAAGGAACGUGUAUCAUUAGUUGAUCAAAUGGUGUCUGAUGCUGCCGAGGACUAUGACGAACUUUUUAAAUCAGGGAAAAUGAAAAGAGUGAAGAAAUCGAAUAAACAACAUAGACCUGAAAACAAAUCUGAUAGUGAUACAAAUGAUGACCCUUCUGCUAGUCUGUUUUAAACAUUUAUUCAAUAUUUUUGUUUCUUUUGUCUGUUUUAAGUUUUCAUCAAUAUUUAAAAAAAUUUCUGUUAACAUUAUCAAAUCGAUGGAAAUUGAUCUGAAGACAAUGGUAUUGUAAUUCACAGUCUUUGUUGCCAAAAGAAAGAAGUAUUUUACUACAGUACUCAAAACUGAUGCAUUGUUUAUAAUGAAGAAAUAGGCUAUUCAAAGGGUACCAAAUCCUGUGUAUUUCACGAUUCAUUAUUAUCACAAAGUAGAAUUAAUGCUACAUUUUAGUGGCUUCUUGGGCCCUGUUUCUGUUUCUGUUUUUGUUUUUGUUUUUGUUUUAAUUUUUACUCAAGUUUUAAGAUUUCCAUUUAUAUUUAUUUUCUGGUUGAGUUAAUGCAAAACUAAAAACAGGUAGUUUAAGUGGAGUGAUACAAAAUCUACUUAUAAGGAAAAUAUAUAGCUUUUGAACUAUUUUUAAAUGGUUUUCAGAUUCGAAAAAAUUUGAAAACAAACUCUUGUGAGAACCAACUCCAUAAUCUACCACAUUCAGUAUUUGUCUUUAUGAACAGCAGCUCUUUUACAAAUAUUUACCCGUUUCCUGCACAAGAUUGAUAUUUCCAUUUCACAAACAUAUGUAUCAAAAAAUGUAUGUAGCUUAGAUUGAGAAUUUUAAGAAUCUUUAAAUUUUUUAGAAAAACAAAGAAUACGGGGUAUCCAUCAAUGAUAUAAAAUCAGUACAUGCACAGCAAAAAACACUCAAAAAGCAAAGGAACAGGGUUUUAUAGCUGUUCUUCAUGCCAUCUCUCAACCUUAAAAUCUAUAUUCAUAAUAUCUUAAAGACCUCAGAGUUCAGGCUUUGUUCAGGCAAAUAUAAUUUUAAUUUUAGGCCAAAUAAGGCCCUUAGCAUACCUCCUUUAAAAACCUUAGGUAAUUGAAAUUUUGAUUUGAUUUGACCUGUACAAAGGCUGAAUCAUAAAUUAAAAACCAUCUAACUGACUAUUUUCCAUAAAAAAAAUGCCGAUCUUCAGUUAUAUAGUCCUUACUUUUGUAAUCUGAGGAACUUUGCUUCAAUUUUAAUUAAUCAUUGUAUUGAAAAAAAUAAAAAAACCUAAACAG
This is a messenger RNA of Mytilus californianus (California mussel), 5813 nucleotides long. RefSeq names its product DNA excision repair protein ERCC-6-like 2. The record is from RefSeq and is a predicted model, not a curated record. The transcript is spliced from 27 exons. The coding region runs from base 237 to 4709 and encodes 1490 amino acids. NCBI's taxonomy places the organism in Eukaryota, Metazoa, Mollusca, Bivalvia, Mytilida, Mytilidae. Gene Ontology annotation, molecular function: ATP-dependent chromatin remodeler activity; ATP binding.